AUGCCCCUAAGUCCCUCUGCCAUGGAUGAUGCUACCUUCUGUUACGUCUUUGCCACCAUGAAGGACUGCCAGCCUGGUCUACAGAGUGAGAUUUGUCACUCACAGGUGAAAUGCAGAGACUGUGGGGCCUUUGGCCACAGAUCGAAAAGCAGGAGGUGCCCCAUCAAGUGUGGCUCUGGGCUCCUAGUACCACAGCCUCUGGAAGCCAGGGAGGAGAAAGAGAACCAGGAUCCUCAUGGGGCCAAGGAUCUACAGACCCCAGGGACUGUAAGCCAGGCUGAGAGAGACAAGAAACUGAGGCAGCACCCUGCCCUCCACAAGGACAGACAGAUCCCAAACAUCAGCCCCUGGGCCCCAGGAAAGAAACCUCCACAGGGCCCCACACAGCCUGGGCCGAAUCCUCCAAAGAAACCAAGGCUCGCUCUCUCAAAAACACCAGAGGACUGUAAUGCAAGGACUGUUUCCAAGGCCCCCUCCCCAGAGAGCCAGUCCCAGACCACUGCAAUGAGCCUUGGAAGAAGAGAGGCUCCUGACAAGAGCAAGAAAGCUGCGGCCCAGGUGCCCAGCGACACUGAACAAACACUGUCGGUUCGAAGCAGAGCUGUCCGGCUCUCAGGCAGACCUUGCAGUGAGUCUCAGGAGACAUCGGCAGCGUAUGUAGUGGGCCAACCCCUGAGGAUGAUCUUCGCCAGACUCCAUGGUGAUUGGUGGGCUUCCAGGUAUGUGACAGCGGACCCGGAUCUUGCCAGUGAGAAGCAGACAUCUCCUCCUGAGACUCCUGUCUCCCAGGAGAAAGGGGCUGGUGCACACUCCCAGCUCCCAUGAGGACCUUCAGUUCUCCACUUCAUAGGAGAGUGAUGCGGAGUGAGCCACCACCCAGCAAGAAGAUGCCACCUCCCUGCUCAGACUGCCCAGACACUUCCAGAUAACUACAUGAUGGACCCUUCGGGAGUCAAAAGAAUCCCAGUGGACCAUUAUGUUCUUCCCCAGAAUGAACUAGGGAGGUGACUGGAACCUGUCAGGUUCACUCCAGAUGGCGGCAACACUGAACACUCCUCUCACAGCUGGACUUGCAUCUCCAAGCAAGUAGCCUCCCCUCACCAUGGACCCUGGACUCUGUUCAAUAACCUCAAUGUACAAAACUAUGUUCUAGUUGUCGUAUUGUGUGACCUUAUCCAUUUCAGCAAUAAGAUCGUCCUAGAAAUGAUGCCUAUGCAGUGUUUUCUUUUUGUGCCGAGAACAUGGGGUUUUUCAUACUCCCUGGCGUUCAGUAACAAUCCACAAACCCAAGUGGCAUUCCACCUACCUCAUCAGUGUGCCAGACACACACUGUGCACACCCACACCCAACUUGUAAUCUUAAGA
Molecule: messenger RNA, 1364 nt
Organism: Peromyscus maniculatus bairdii (prairie deer mouse)
Lineage: Eukaryota; Metazoa; Chordata; Mammalia; Rodentia; Cricetidae
Source: RefSeq, a predicted model, not a curated record